Molecule: messenger RNA, 1041 nt
Organism: Soboliphyme baturini
Lineage: Eukaryota; Metazoa; Nematoda; Enoplea; Dioctophymatida; Soboliphymatidae
Source: the annotation of a GenBank genome assembly
UUGUUUUCUAAUUCACGUCAUUUUAGCAGAGGCAACGUGACCUUCAACCUGAGGUCUUUGCCGUUCGAAGACUCAGCUGACAUUCAGGCGGGCGAUUUGUCAGAUAGCAUAUGCAGAGUCGUCAACUGGCCUUUAAAUGCGUUUCGAAACGACUUGGACGUCAACUAUCAAAGAGUGGCGAUUUCCGGUGAAAGUUUAUCCGAGGUGAAUUUGAAUCCCAUCGAGGACAUACUGGCGGCAAAUAAUCCGCUUAAGACGGUGGAGCCAUCUCGCAAACGAAUAGACGAUAGCCACCCUAUGAAGCGAACACUGAACACAAAUCCUAACGGCAAGCGACCUUCAGAAGGACCUCCAGGAAGGUUGUUAAAUCUUACCAGGACUGACAUGAAAUCGAAUGGACUGAAGGAAGAGCGAUCCAAACUGAAAUGGGUGCACGGCCCCUACAGCGUCUUUGACGUAGUGGUACUUUUUGCUGACCUGUGCGACGCGGCGAUGAACCUGGUUCAUGCGCUACAGGUCCGAAAAAAAUACGUUCACCGUGCGUUGAUGAAUUUCCCCAAAACGCUUGACGGCUUUCUUACUGGCUACUACCCUGAGAAUUUGUCGAGGAUCACUGAGACGCAGGGAAAGUCAGGCGCCUCAGUCGCCUACCACCCACCUGAUGAGCUGCUCGAGAAGAAUCCGUUCCAGUGCAGUGUUCCGCCUUCGGCAGGCUACACCCUCCGUUCAGAUAAAGGGAUCGUGCAGGUUUGCUUGAACUCAGGCAACGGGCCACUGGUUCCAGAACUACGCGAUGCAUACACAACGUUCGACGAAUACCUGUCCGAUUUCGCCACUCUGCAGAAGAUCUUAAAGUCCGGACCGUUGAAAUCGUUGUGCAAGCGGCAACUGAACUACCUACGGUUGAAGUUUCAGUUACACGUGUUGCUGAACGACGUGCAGGAAAUGACCGAACAGAAGAGCGUUCCUCAUCGAGACUUCUACAACGUUCGAAAAGUCUGUCACGUUUAUAUUUUUGUAUAUAAGUUUGCGAACACGUAA